AGAGAGAGAGAGAGAGAGAGACACCAAGAAUGGGUAAGGUAGCUACUGCAGAGACGGAGAAGAGAAAGAAGAAGCAAAGGGGAGGUCCUUCUCUCUCAGACCUACAAAAACCAUCUCUCAAUCAACCACGAAACCCUAAUUCUGAAAACACCCAAACACGUCGAUCUAGCCGUCUGAACCCUAACUCCGACGCUCUCUCUCCUGCAACGGAAUUUGUCGGUAACGACGACGACGAUGAGAGGAAAGAGAAAAAAGUCAAACUCGUCGUUCGUUUACCCCAAUCGAAGCAACAUUUUCCUCGUUCUUCUUCUAUGGAAUCUGGUUCAAAUUCGGACGCCGAUGGCGAGAAUUCCGAGGCUUCGAACAACAAACGAAAGAUCGAUACCGUUAAUGACAGAUCUGACGACGUCGAUGCUUAUCAGGUUUCUGUGUCUUGGACCCUUCAGUAG
Messenger RNA from Ilex paraguariensis (yerba mate), 449 nucleotides. The record is from the annotation of a GenBank genome assembly. Lineage: Eukaryota; Viridiplantae; Streptophyta; Magnoliopsida; Aquifoliales; Aquifoliaceae.